This is a messenger RNA of Nezara viridula (southern green stink bug), 3499 nucleotides long. Lineage: Eukaryota; Metazoa; Arthropoda; Insecta; Hemiptera; Pentatomidae. The record is from the annotation of a GenBank genome assembly.
AUUUUCAUCAUUCGAACUGAAUUGGACUCCUUAAACAUGGUGUACUGCUUUUUCCUCCUUUUCCACUCUCCUCUGAUGAGAACUCCACCAUAUAUGCGUCUGAGGAUUCUUUUUUCAAAGACUAGGUGUUCCUGUUCACAAGCCUGGGAAGUAGUCCAAGUCUCACAACCAUACAGCAAGACUGUACGCACUAUCGUCUUAUAAAGACAAAGCUUCAAUUUUCUGGAAAGAGCUCUACUCCAGAACUGCCUUGUCAUAGAAAAAUAGCACCAACUUGGUGCUAUGAUCCUACGCCGAAUCUCUUGUUCAGGUGCGUUGUCUUGAGCUACCAAUGAGCAAAGAUAUAAAAAAACAUUAGUCUUCUCGAAUUGGUACUCCCCGAAAGUCACCUCCUUUUCAGGCCUAGGUAUGUCUCCUGUAACCAUAUAUUUUGUUUUUUCAGCAUUGAUUUCCGAGUCUUCUCACAGGACUCACCAGAGCAAGGAAAGCAUCCGAUACAGCCAGGAAGGAACGUCUUAUGAUAUCUAUAUCAUUUGCGUAUGCAAGGAGACAUAUAUUGAAAUUUAAAAAUACUGUCUAAUAAAAUAACUGAAUUAAAUCAUAUUUUCAUACUCAAUUUAAAUAAUAAUAUUUUUCAUUUUUUCACAGGAUUUGGUCUUGGAUUACGACAUAUUCAAGCAUUACUCCUGUUCCUGUGUUUCUUUGAAACAUUUUUUCUAAGAAUCAAUUUGUCAGUUGGAAUCGUGUCUAUGACAGAUAGGAACAGCUCUAAUCCAGAUUUUCAUGAAUUUAACUGGACAGAAAAAGAAAAAAGUGCCAUUCUUAGCUCCUUCUUUUGGGGAUAUUUAGUUAUCCAGGCACCAGCUGGUCAGCUCGGCCAGUAUUUCAGCCCUAAAUUGCUUCUCCUCGGAGCAAACCUGAUAUCGGCUGUACUCGCUGGACUCACGCCCACAGCAGCAUUUAUCGGAGGCUGGAAACUACUGUGUGCCUUAAGGGUUAUUCAAGGACUAUGCCAGGGUUUCGCUGUACCUCUAUCCUACACACUUAUCUCAAAAUGGGCACCUCCUAAUGAAAGGAACAGAUAUGUUGGAUUCUCUCUAAACGGAGGUACACUGGGAGCAACCGCAGCGAUGCCUCUGUGUGGACUACUAGCCAGCAGUUCUGGAGGAUGGCCUUCCAUAUUUUAUUUUUCUGGUCUACUCGGCCUCACGUGGUCAGCGCUGUGGGCUUGGUUUGCUGCAGAUAGUCCGGCAAAGCAUCAGAGCAUAUCAGUCGAAGAAAAAGAAUACAUCCAGAAAUCUCUUAUGUAUGUCUCAGAAGAUAAAGCAAAGACACCUUGGUCGCAGAUAUUCACCUCUAUACCAUUUUGGGCUUUAAUAUUUGCUCAUCUCGGAAAUGGCUGGGCUUUCGCCGUCAUUAUAACUGAAAUGCCAUCAUAUAUUAAUUCAGUUCUUGGAUUUAAUAUUGCAACAAAUGGUCUCCUUUCUGCUUUACCCUAUUUGGCUAUGUGGUUGCUGACAUUCCCUGUGUGUUGGUUAGCGGAUUAUUUACAAAAAAAUAAGAUCAUUCCAAACAGUGUAGCCAGGAAAUUAUGGACAACAAUAGCACAAACAGGAGGUGCUAUAAUGCUUGUUUCAAUGGGCUUUGUCGGAAGAGAUGCAGUUGCUGCAAUGACUCUGUUGACAAUUACUGUGGCCCUGGCUGCGUUUCUUUUUAGCGGUUACAAUAUAAAUCAUCUCGAUUUGUCGCCAAAUUUUGCAGGCGUUUUAAUGGGAAUUGCCAACGGACUGGAAAAUAUCACAACUAUACUGGCUCCUUUGACUGUAGGAUGGGUUGUGGAGGAUACUAAAUCUGUCGAACAAUGGAGAAUCGUUUUUAUUAUUUCUGCUUUUGUUUCCAUCACUGGAAAUCUUAUAUUCCUUAUCUUUGGAUCCACUGAAACACAACCAUGGAAUACGAUCAACCAGAAACCGAAAAAGAAAGAAAACGAAAUAAAUAUACCUUAAUGAUUAAGUAAUUAGCACGUAGCAAUUUUUGUAUUAUAUCUAAACUGUGACAAAAAAGAGAAUCAAAAGCAAAUUUAAAACAAAUAGACUCUUCCUGUAAUAAUGUUAGUUGUCAGAAUACCAAACUAUUAUAUUUUUUUAAUUGUUUGCCAAAGAUGAAUGAAGACAGUUCUUCAUAAUAAUUGGUUCAAUAGAUCUUUACAAAAUAUUAACAAUUAACACUGAACAAAUAUUUAACUGAUUAAUUACUCAUGAAUAAGACUGAAUACGGAUGGUAUUGUAAUAAUUAUUUCUAUUUUUCUUAAAUAUUUUUAUAUAAGAAUUUUUAUGAUUAUUGUUUAUAUGUGAAAAUUCUUAUUACAGUUGAUAGUGUAUUUUUUCCUGAUAAUUAAUUUUUUUUAAGUAUUUAUAUUAUAAUUUUAACUAUUUAACAAUAUUAUUAAUAUAAUUAAAAAAAACAAAAGUAACAAUUACGAACAUUUUUAACCUUAAAUGUACCAUAGCUAAUUUUUAUUUCAGAUCUGAUGUUAGACAUAAGCCAUAUUAUAUCUUAUAUUGUUUUUGUACAAAGUUUUAUAGAUAUGUAAGCCGAAUAAAGAAAAAAUUGUUUUAUUAUUUAAGUUAUGCUGCUAAAAAUAUGUUACAUAAUGAAUAUGAAGAAACAAUUGUAACAAAUAAUUUUAAGAAUGUGCCUACCUUAAGAAAAUAAAAUUAUUUAAUGAUUUCACAACCUAUCAACUAUGUAAAUUAAAUGUAUUAUAAAUAUAUUUAUGUUUCUUGUAUACGUGAUGCCUUUGAAAAAAAAUAAUUUCAGAACUAGUUGAAUAAUGAAUGGUCCAUAUAAAAAAGCACAAAUCUUCCGAAUUUAAACAUAAAAAAGUUGAAGUGAAAAAGAAAGAGAGCAAAUGAAAGAAAGAUUUAUGAUUUAAUAAUCAAAGCUAUAAGGGAUCAAGUAAGGUCCUUGAUAUCAUCGACCUGGAUACUAUGAAGUGAUAAACUGUAUCAAUAAUAAUGUAUUAUUAACUGUAUUUCAAUUUUACUUAUUAAAUAAAAAUCCUACUAAAAUCAAGACUUUGAAAACAACACAUACAAUUUAUUAAUAAAAAUACUGUUAAUGAAUUUUUUUUUUCAUUUUGUACAUACUACAAUAUAUUUCUUAUUUUAAUUAAAUAUAAAAAAAAAUAUAUAAACUCAAGACAGAUUUUACAAAACUAAAAAUAUAAUUAUGUCUUAAAUAUAAGUAAGUUAUGUCUAUUUUAAUAAUUAUUAUACUGCCAUAUCAAAACUUAAGGAACAACCUUCAACACAACUCAUAAGGUUGAUGGAUUUAAUAUAUAUAAAAUUACCUUCUUUUUUUUUUUUUUUUUAUUUAAGAUUAAUCGAGGACAGGAGAAUCAAAACUUUUUCGUCCGUGAGCCACAUUGAAACCUCGACUUAGUUCUGCAGGCCGCAUUGAGACCUCUGAAAGUCCCACAUAGCCAAUACUUGUAAUG